This is a messenger RNA of Phlebotomus argentipes, 1158 nucleotides long. RefSeq names its product 2-oxoglutarate and iron-dependent oxygenase JMJD4 homolog (gene JMJD4). Lineage: Eukaryota; Metazoa; Arthropoda; Insecta; Diptera; Psychodidae. Gene Ontology annotation, cellular component: cytoplasm; nucleus. Gene Ontology annotation, molecular function: histone H4R3 demethylase activity; sequence-specific DNA binding. The coding region runs from base 1 to 1158 and encodes 385 amino acids. The record is from RefSeq and is a predicted model, not a curated record. Gene Ontology annotation, biological process: protein hydroxylation; positive regulation of translational termination; negative regulation of gene expression. The transcript has a single exon.
AUGCUUGAAAUUGCAAAUUGCAAAACCAUUCUUAACUGCACUGCAGAUUCUACGGAUUACUCAAACAUCACAUCUCUGGCCAAAUUUCAUCAUAACGAUAUCAGCUAUAAUGAAUUCUUCAGUGAUUACAUGCUGAAGAAUAUUCCAGUAAUCAUAGGCUCUGCAUCUGAUGGCUGGAAUUGCAACAAGUGGACGAAGAGUGACUCGAUGAAAAUAAAUUUUCAUCAAUUAAGGGAAGAAAUACCGAACAUUUCAGUUCCUGUUGCAAAUUGCUCAAAGCAAUACUUCAAUUCUCACGAAAAGGUGGACAUGGAGUUCCAUGACUUCCUCAAUUACUGGGAAAAUGAGCAAAAAGAGAGUCUCUUGUAUCUUAAAGAUUGGCAUUUGCGGAAAGAAAGGCCUCAAUAUGAUUUUUACACCACGCCCAAGUUCUUUGCUUCGGACUGGCUGAACGAAGUGCUCUGUGACGAAGGGAAGGAUGACUACAAAUUUGUCUACAUGGGACCGAAGGGCACAUGGACAUCCUUCCACUGUGAUGUGUUCUCAUCCUUCAGCUGGUCAACUAACAUUGUCGGCCAGAAACAGUGGAUAUUUCUGCCGCCCGGAGAAGAAGAGAAGCUAAAGGAUAAGCUGGGAAAUCUUCCCUUUACUAUUUCAACAGACAAACUUGAGGAAAAUGGAGUAAAACACUUCGUGGUGAGGCAAAAUCCAGGAGAGGCGAUCUUCGUCCCAACUGGAUGGUUCCAUCAAGUGCUCAAUCUCGAAGAUACAAUUUCUGUCAAUCACAACUGGUUCAAUGGUACGCAAAUUGAUUCAAUUUGGGAAGCUCUCGAAAGCAAUCUGAAGCUGGUUGAGAAGGAGAUUGAGGAUUGCAGAGAUAUGGAGAAUUUCGAUGAGCAUUGUCAAGUUCUGUUGAAAGCCAGCUAUGGAAUGAAUAUUCAGGACUUUGUUGGUCUGCUUGGGAAGAUUGCGCAGAAAUCUCUUGACAAGAGUCGCUGUUUCGAUGAAUUUACAUUCGGUGAUAAUCAUUUGGCUUUCGACUUGGACAGGAUCAAUCACAUUCUAACGAGAAUGAUGAAGAGUAACUUGCUGAAGGAAGAGAAUACUAAAGAAACUAUUAAAACUAUUAAGGAAGACAUUGAAAUGCAGAGUAGAUAA